This is a messenger RNA of Arabidopsis arenosa, 3612 nucleotides long. NCBI's taxonomy places the organism in Eukaryota, Viridiplantae, Streptophyta, Magnoliopsida, Brassicales, Brassicaceae. The record is from the annotation of a GenBank genome assembly.
ACCAAUCCGGGUUCGGAUCCGGACUCGGAUCCAAAUCUCCUUCAUCUUCCUCCUCACCCAUUUUUCUCUAUCUUCAUCCUCCGACCAAUCUUCACUCAAAACCGACUCAUUAUCACUCCUCUCUUUCAAAUCAAUGAUCCAAGACGAUCCAAACAACAUUCUCUCAAACUGGACACCUCGUAAAUCGCCUUGUCAAUUCUCCGGUGUCACUUGUCUUGGAGGAAGAGUCACCGAGAUUAAUCUCUCCGGUAGUGGCCUCUCCGGAAUCGUCUCCUUCAAUGCUUUUACCUCUCUUGAUUCUCUCUCUGUUCUCAAACUCUCAGAGAACUUUUUUGUUUUAAACUCAACCUCUCUUCUUCUUCUUCCCUUAAGCCUAACUCUCCUCGAACUCUCUUCCUCCGGUUUAAUAGGAAUCCUCCCUGAAAAUUUCUUCUCCAAAUACUCAAAUCUUAUUUCCAUCACUCUCUCUUACAAUAACUUCACCGGAAAGUUACCUAAUGAUCUUUUCUUAAGCAGCAAGAAACUCCAAACCCUUGAUCUUUCUUACAACAACAUUACCGGUUCAAUCUCCGGUUUAACCAUUCCUCUCUCUUCUUGCGUCUCUUUAUCGUUUCUUGAUUUCUCCGGUAACAGUAUCUCCGGCUAUAUCCCUGACUCACUCAUCAACUGCACCAACCUCAAAAGCUUGAAUCUUUCUUACAACAACUUCGAUGGGCAGAUUCCAAAAUCUUUCGGUGAGCUAAAACUCUUACAAAGUUUGGAUCUUUCGCAUAAUCGACUCACGGGUUGGAUCCCACCGGAGAUCGGAGACACUUGCCGGUCAUUACAAAACCUCCGGCUUUCUUACAAUAACUUCACUGGUGUGAUCCCUGAGUCGUUGUCUUCUUGUUCUUGGCUACAAAGUCUUGACCUUUCCAACAACAACAUCUCCGGUCCGUUUCCGAACACUAUCCUCCGGAGUUUUGGAUCUCUUCAAAUCUUGCUUCUCAGCAACAACUUAAUCUCCGGUGAGUUUCCGACUUCAAUCUCUGCUUGUAAGAGCUUGAGAAUCGCUGAUUUCAGCUCGAAUCGAUUCUCCGGUGUGAUUCCGCCGGAUUUAUGUCCCGGAGCAGCUUCACUAGAAGAGUUAAGAAUCCCGGAUAAUCUCGUCACCGGAGAGAUUCCUCCGGCGAUAUCUCAGUGCUCGGAGCUUCGAACGAUUGAUCUCAGUCUCAAUUAUCUCAACGGUACAAUCCCACCGGAGAUCGGAAACCUCCAGAAACUCGAGCAAUUCAUCGCUUGGUACAACAACCUCGCCGGAAAAAUCCCACCGGAGAUCGGAAAACUACAAAACCUCAAAGAUUUAAUCCUCAACAACAAUCAACUCACCGGAGAAAUCCCACCGGAGUUUUUCAAUUGCAGCAACAUCGAAUGGAUCUCAUUCACAAGCAACAGAUUAACCGGAGAAGUCCCUAAAGAUUUCGGAAUCCUUUCCCGGUUAGCUGUUCUUCAGCUCGGAAACAACAAUUUCACCGGAGAAAUCCCACCGGAGCUAGGAAAAUGCACAACUCUGGUUUGGCUUGAUCUUAACACAAACCACUUAACCGGUGAAAUCCCACCCCGGUUAGGUCGUCAACCCGGUUCAAAAGCACUCUCCGGUUUACUCUCAGGCAACACAAUGGCUUUUGUUAGAAACGUUGGAAACUCAUGUAAAGGUGUUGGAGGUUUGGUUGAGUUCUCAGGGAUCAGACCAGAGAGGCUUCUUCAGAUUCCUUCUCUUAAGAGCUGUGACUUCACAAGAAUGUAUUCAGGUCCAAUUCUGAGUCUAUUCACAAGAUAUCAAACCAUUGAGUAUCUUGAUCUUUCUUAUAAUCAGCUUCGAGGUAAAAUCCCUGAUGAGAUUGGAGAAAUGAUUGCUCUUCAAGUUCUUGAGCUUUCUCAUAAUCAACUCUCCGGCGAGAUUCCGUUCACGAUUGGUCAGCUCAAGAAUCUCGGUGUGUUCGAUGCUUCGGAUAAUCGGUUACAGGGUCAAAUCCCUGAAUCUUUCUCGAAUUUGUCUUUCUUGGUGCAGAUUGAUUUGUCGAAUAACGAGUUAACCGGUCCGAUUCCUCAGAGAGGUCAGCUAAGCACGCUUCCGGCGACUCAGUAUGCGAAUAAUCCGGGGCUUUGCGGUGUUCCUUUACCGGAAUGUAAGAAUGGAAACAAUCAGCUUCCUGCUGGACCGGAGGAAGGGAAACGUGCUAAGCACGGAACUACGGCGGCUUCUUGGGCGAAUAGCAUUGUUUUGGGGGUGUUGAUUUCCGCUGCUUCGGUUUGUAUUUUGAUCGUUUGGGCGAUUGCGGUUCGGGCGAGGAAGAGAGACGCGGAAGAUGCAAAGAUGCUUCACAGUUUGCAGGCGGUUAAUUCCGCCACGACAUGGAAGAUUGAGAAGGAGAAAGAGCCGUUGAGUAUUAAUGUAGCAACGUUUCAACGACAGUUGAGGAAGCUUAAGUUUUCACAGCUAAUUGAAGCUACAAAUGGAUUCUCGGCCGCGAGUAUGAUUGGACAUGGUGGAUUUGGCGAGGUUUUCAAGGCGACGCUUAAAGAUGGUUCUUCCGUGGCAAUCAAGAAACUUAUUAGACUUAGUUGUCAAGGAGAUCGAGAGUUUAUGGCGGAAAUGGAAACCUUAGGGAAGAUCAAACACCGAAACCUUGUACCGCUCUUGGGAUACUGUAAAAUUGGGGAAGAAAGAUUGCUAGUUUACGAGUUUAUGCAAUAUGGAAGCCUCGAGGAGGUGCUUCACGGACCGAGAACAGGCGAAAAACGGAGGAUCUUGAACUGGGAAGAACGGAAAAAGAUUGCGAAAGGAGCAGCAAAAGGGCUUUGCUUCUUGCAUCACAAUUGUAUCCCUCACAUAAUCCACCGCGAUAUGAAAUCGAGCAACGUGCUCCUCGAUCAAGACAUGGAAGCAAGAGUUUCUGAUUUCGGAAUGGCAAGACUGAUCAGCGCGUUAGACACACAUUUGAGUGUAAGUACCUUGGCGGGAACGCCAGGUUACGUACCACCAGAGUAUUACCAGAGUUUCAGAUGUACCGCAAAAGGCGACGUGUACUCAGUCGGAGUAGUGAUGCUCGAGAUUUUAAGCGGGAAAAGACCAACGGAUAAAGAAGAGUUUGGUGAAACGAAUUUAGUUGGUUGGUCGAAGAUGAAAGCAAGAGAAGGGAAACAUAUGGAAGUGAUUGAUGAAGACCUUCUAAGUCUAAAAGAAGGUUCUUCGGAGACUCUAAAUGAAAAAGAAGGUUUUGAAGGAGGAGUGAUUGUGAAAGAAAUGUUAAGGUAUUUGGAGGUAGCGUUACGGUGCGUUGACGAUUUCCCAUCAAAGAGGCCAAAUAUGUUACAAGUUGUUGCUUCGUUGAGAGAACUUCGUGGAAGUGAAAAUAAUAGUCACAGUCACAGUAACAGCUUGUAACGACCAUGAUGAUCUGUUCAGUUUUUUUUUUGGUUUUUCAGUUAUUUUUUUUAUGUGAGAAUGUAUGUGUGGUGGUGGAUCAAUGAUUAAAAUUUCAUUAUGUAUCAAAUUUUUAUUAAUGUAAUUUAAACUCUGAUUCCAUUACUAAAUAACUGCACAGAUUAUAAUAAAUCAGAGUUUAGUUG